Chrysochloris asiatica (Cape golden mole) is the source of this 727-nucleotide messenger RNA. It is a transcript of the gene RAB5C, whose product is annotated as RAB5C, member RAS oncogene family. The transcript is spliced from 5 exons. Gene Ontology annotation, molecular function: GTP binding; GTPase activity. Lineage: Eukaryota; Metazoa; Chordata; Mammalia; Afrosoricida; Chrysochloridae. The coding region runs from base 70 to 720 and encodes 216 amino acids. The record is from RefSeq and is a predicted model, not a curated record.
AAGUGCCUCUUUGCUUAGCACUGGCCCCCCGCCCCCACGCUCACUGGUACCACAACAGCGGGACGGGCCAUGGCGGGUCGGGGAGGUACAGCACGACCCAACGGACCAGCCUCUGGGAACAAGAUCUGCCAAUUUAAGCUGGUCUUGCUGGGGGAGUCUGCCGUGGGCAAAUCCAGCCUUGUCCUCCGCUUUGUCAAGGGGCAAUUCCACGAGUACCAGGAGAGCACAAUCGGAGCGGCCUUCCUCACACAGACUGUCUGCUUGGACGACACGACAGUCAAGUUUGAGAUCUGGGACACGGCUGGGCAGGAGCGGUAUCACAGCCUGGCCCCCAUGUACUAUCGGGGGGCCCAGGCCGCCAUCGUGGUCUAUGACAUCACCAAUACAGAUACAUUUGCACGGGCCAAGAACUGGGUGAAGGAGUUACAGAGGCAGGCCAGCCCCAAUAUCGUCAUCGCACUCGCAGGCAACAAGGCGGAUCUGGCCAGCAAGAGAGCCGUGGAAUUCCAGGAAGCACAAGCCUAUGCAGAUGACAACAGUUUGCUGUUCAUGGAGACAUCAGCCAAGACUGCAAUGAACGUGAAUGAAAUCUUCAUGGCAAUAGCUAAGAAGCUUCCCAAGAACGAGCCCCAGAGUGCUGCUGGUGCUCCGGGCCGGAACCGAGGUGUGGACCUCCAGGAAAACAACCCAGCCAGCCGGAGCCAGUGCUGCAGCAACUGAGCCCCCC